Messenger RNA from Python bivittatus (Burmese python), 5972 nucleotides. Lineage: Eukaryota; Metazoa; Chordata; Lepidosauria; Squamata; Pythonidae. The record is from RefSeq and is a predicted model, not a curated record.
GCAUGAGCAGUGUUCCUCCUCCUCCUUCAGCAAACCCAAAGAAGUCUCCUAAAUUGUGGAAGCUAUGGGACGGCUGCUGCUGCUGCUCCUCCUUUCAGCUGGUUUAAUGCUACCAAGUGGCCAAGGGUUAUCAAGCUCCCAGGGAAAGCAAUUCAUCACUGCUUUCAUGGAAAAUUUUGAGACCAACAGGCCUUCUGAAACGAGCUUGAAGCUGUUUCUUGUCGGCCACGGUAAUGCCACCACGGUUACUGUGACAAUGACCAGGUCCUCCUCCCGCAAAAUCUACUCAGUCGCAGAAGAUGAAACGGUGUCUGUGGAUCUCCCAGUGAAUUCAGAAGUGAAAGGCAGUGGCAUUUUUGCACGUUCCAUCGUGAUUCAGGCUGAGUUUGACAUUUCGGUGGUCUUAUUUAGCCGUAAAUUGUAUUCUGUUGCAAGCAUGACAGUCUACCCAGUCCAUGAGCUUGGCACUACCUAUUAUGUGAUCACACCUCCUGGCACCAAAUUGCCAAGCUACCAGAAAGAAUUGGCAGUCAUAGCUUGGCAGAGUUCUACCAAAGUCACCAUUGAACUGAAAGGCAAAGUCAUCUUCAACGGAGAGUCGUAUGCGGCAGGGAGUACCCUCACAGUGUACCUUGGAGCUUUCCAAGUUCUUCAAUUGCAAAGCCCCGAUGACUUGUCUGGCACCAGGGUUCAGUCCUCGGCCCCUGUGGCAGUCUUGAGUGGCCAUGUCUGCGUGCAGAGAAAUUAUUACUGCGACCAUGUUGCUGAGCAACUGUUGCCAGUCUCCAAAUGGGGCAUGACCUUCAUCGUUCCUCCUGUGCCUCUGCAGACUGAUUUGGAUGUUAUAUAUGUGGUGGCUUCUCAAAACACACGUCUUGUUUAUCAGUCAGGGCAAAACAAAGGCUUUCAAGAUAUGGUGGCUGGAGAAAUCACCCAGUUGUCGCUCCAGUCCCCUCACGCGUUUUACAUUUCUGCCGAUGCUGGAAUCCAGGUUCUUCUGUUUUUCACUGGUGUCAGAAUAAGGGACAUAGGGUAUGAUCCAUUUCUCAUCAACAUCCCUGAUGUCACCAGUUAUGGUCUGGCCUACCGAAUUGAUGGUCUCAUCAAGUUUGACAACUAUAUCCUUAUCAUAGCAAAAAGCUCUGAGAAUGAAAUCAUUGCCUGGGAUAAGUCUGUUGUAGGAGGCAUUCGAUGGCAAGAGGUCCCUGGCUCAGAGUAUUCCUGGGGAGAAUACCUCUGGAAAGUGGAUAACAAUGAACAGUCAGUUUUCCUUGAGAAUCGCCAAGCUCCGUUUGGCAUUUUGGCCUUUGGAAACAAGAAUUAUGAAGGCUACGGCUUCGCUCCAUCACCUUUCGGCACAUUUGCUCCAGUUCCAGUUCCGGUUCCUGUCCAGCUGACCUGCCCUGAGAACAGCCACUACGUAUCCUGUGGAAAUGCCUGUCCAGCAACGUGUUCCGACCGAACUGCUCCAUCCCGAUGCAAAAAUACCUGUGCCGAAGUCUGCCUCUGUGAUCAAGACUAUCUCUUCAGUGGAGAGAAAUGUGUCCCCAAAGAGAGCUGCAACUGCACUUACGAAGGUGUGACCUACAGAGCAGAGGAGGAGUUUUGGGCAGAUGAAAACUGCCAGUCCCGUUGCAAGUGUGAUAACAAAUUAGGCAAAACGGUGUGCGUGAAGUCUUCUUGCAAGGGCAAGACAAAAUGCAUUGUGAUCAAUGGUAUUCGGGGUUGUCACACCACUAGCUACAGUACCUGCAUUGCAUCUGGGGACCCACAUUACCUUACAUUUGAUGGAACUAAAUAUGAUUUUAUGGGAAGCUGUGUUUAUCAGAUGGUGGGCGUCUGCUCGAAGAACCCAGCCCUCACCCCAUUUUCAGUCACAGUGGAGAAUGACAACCGAGGCAGUAAGGCUGUGUCCUUUACCAAAGUGGUGACUUUGGAGGUCUAUAACAUGACCAUCAGCCUGAGCAAAAAUACCCGGCAUCGGAUUGAGGUCAAUGGAGUUUUGGUGGAUUUACCCUUUUCUCAUGGAAAUAAACUGAGUGUCUAUCAGAGUGGGGUCCACGGCUUCAUCAGAACAGAUUUUGAUCUGAGAGUCAGUUUUGACUGGUACAGCUAUGCCAGGGUCAUUCUUCCCAGUACGUAUGCCAAUUCUGUCUGUGGGCUCUGUGGCAAUGCCAACCAGAAUCCCCAUGAUGACUUUGACAUGCCGGAUGGAAGUCAAGCCAGGGAUAUCAUUCAAUUUGCAAACAGCUGGAAGGUGAGGAAUGUCCCUGGAUGUGCUGAAGGAUGCAUCAGUAACUGCCUGAAAUGCAGUGAGGCUGAGAAACAAACCUACCAAGCUGAACGUUACUGUGGGAUCCUCACCAAAAGCGAUGGACCGUUCGUGCAAUGUCAUGAUGGUGGUGUUGACUCAGCACCUUUCUUUGAAGAUUGUAUCUUUGAUACCUGCAUAUACAAGGGCCAGCCAGAUGUUCUUUGUGGAGCCAUCAGUGCUUAUGCAACAAUCUGCCAAGCUCAAGACAUCCAAGUUGGGCAGUGGCGAUCAGACUCCUUUUGCAGUCUUUCCUGUCCACCUCAUUCCCACUAUGAACUCUGUGGAAAUGGCUGCCCUUCUACCUGUCACAAUCUUGCCAGUGCCAAGUUUUGUGAUGCUCCCUGUACGGAAGGGUGUUUCUGUGACUCUGGAUUCCUCCUCAGUGGGGAUACGUGUGUCCCUGUUGCUGAGUGUGGCUGUGAGCACGAGGGCAGAUACUACAAGAAGGGAGUAGAGUUCUAUCCUACAAGCUCCUGUCAGGAGAAGUGUCAUUGUGUGGACUUUGGUGCUGUUGAAUGCCACCAGUUUUCCUGUGGGGAUUAUGAGGAAUGCAGGGUGGAGAAUGGCAUCCAGGGCUGUUACCCUGUUGGUUAUGGAACAGUGAUAGCAUCUGGUGGAAUCCAUUACAUUACCUUUGAUGGGCAAACUUUUGAUUUUGCUGGCUCCAGCACUUACAUCUUAACUCAAGUAACCAACAGAGAUGAUCAGCAAGUAAAGUUUUCUGUGUCGGUAGAAAAUGAGAAGGUGAUUAAUGGAUCUUUAAUUGUAAUAAAGGCAGUUGUUGUCUACAUAAAUGGAUAUACUAUUGUCCUGGAGAGGGGAAUGACAUGGCAAGUUAAGGUGGAAGAUGAGUUUUACAACUUACCAUUUAGUAGAGAUGAUGGAAAACUUCAGAUCAGCCAAGAAGGGAAUAAUAUUAUUGUCCAGUCAUCUGAAGGAUUCAAAGUCCUUUAUGAUACUUUCAACUAUGUCCAAGUUUCUGUCCCCAGCACCUACCAGGAGCAUACCUCUGGACUUGGUGGCAACUUCAACAGUAAUCCUGAAGAUGAUUUCAUGCUGCCCAAUGGCACUCUCGCCCAAAGUGUGGGUGAGUUUGGAAUCUCAUGGGAAGUCCCCACAGCUGGGCUCAUUUGCUCUGAGAACUGUGUGGAGGAACUUCCUGCUUAUGAUCAAGCCCAAACAUCACAGUAUGAAGAUGACAGGUACUGUGGACUCAUCACAUUGGAGUCAGGCCCAUUCAAAGACUGUCAUUCAUUUGUGAGUUCUGCAGAGUUCUUUCACAACUGUCUGUAUGACAUGCAAGUCUUUGGAGAGGAAUCUCUCUGUCAAAAUCUUCAAGCUUACACAGCUAAAUGUCAAGCAGCUGGAGCUGAAAUUGAUGACUGGAGAACAGCUGCCUCUUGUCCUCUCUUCUGUCCAGCUAAUAGCCACUAUGAGAUGUGCACUACAGCUUGUGAUUUCAGCUGUGCUAGUUUCUACACUACAUUCCAGUGCACUAGGAAGUGCUUUGAAGGUUGCCAGUGCAAUGAUGGCUACAUGUUUGAUGGGAAUACAUGUGUACCUCUGGAAAAGUGCGGCUGUUCACAUAAUGGACUCUACUUCAAGGCUGGAGACAGUAUCUUUUCAACCAACUGCACAGAGAAAUGCACUUGUCACGCCCCAGGUCAGCUCACCUGUGAGGAAACAGCGUGCCAGAGUGAAGAGAUCUGCGUUCUCCGAAAUGGUGUGCGUGGCUGUGAGCGCAGAGAAGGCCGGUGCAAAAUUUCCCCAGAAGCCCAGCUCAUUUCUUUUGAUGGAACCUCAGCAAAGUACCUCUGUGGUGGGGUUUAUGACGUGGCAUCUAUGUGCGAUGACAGAGACCUCUCCUGGUUCAGGGUAUCUGUGAACAUCGGAAAGGACUGUGAAGAUAAUCCAUCAGUGGGCAAGGCUGUUCAUGUUUUCUUUGGAGAGGCCACCAUUACUCUGAAAAACAACAACCAGAUAUGGGUAAAUGGGCGGUCAGUAAAACUUCUGCACAAAGUCUCCAAAGCUGUAACUAUAAGCAAGGAUCAGGAUGGGAUUGUGAUUGACCGGAUUCCUGAUCUGCAAAUUCAUUUUCAUUCUGAUGGUGAGGUGACAGUGAAAGUCAAAGAUAUUCCUCCACAAAAGUUGUGUGGACCCUGUGGGAACUUCAAUGGAGACCCCACAGAUGACCUGAAAUUGCCAAGUGGGAAAUCUGAGAACAUUGUUGAAGCUCUCCAUUCUUGGAGGGCCAAGGACUUUUAAAGUGACAGACAGACAGACAGACAGAUAACGUUUGUACCAAGUGAGGAAGCCAAACUGGAAAACCAGAAUGUACAAGUUCUUUAGGACUCAAAAACCAGUUGCUUCUUUGGGGGUUCCCUUGUUGAAUGUCUUCUCCAAUGAGUUUCAGUUCACUGCUGCUCAUCGAUGCAUUAAAGAAGGAUCAUUGCUUCUAAAUAGGGCCGUCGCCACUGAAGGAAAACUUAGCUGGUUGUGAGCUGUGAUUGAUUUACUUGAUUAAAGUGGGGCAAAUUGAUGCUCAACCCAAAUUUGCAUAUGAAUGAUUCAAAAGAAAAAAAAUGAUUAUUUUUUUAGAUGAUGCACCCAUCACCAUAGACCAGCCUCCCCUAACACAACAAAAUCUAGAUAUUUUGGCUUAUGUCUUUCUUCAUUCUUGAUUGGCCAUGCUGGCUUGUAGGGCAAUCUCCAGCUGAGUUCCAAAAUCUAUAUACAUUUCCAUGAGCGUAUUGGGUUUUUUUUAAGGUAAUCCCAAUGUAAUCUAAUGAACACCAAUAAAUGUCCACUUACUACUUAUGCCUUGCAGCAAUUGUAUGAAUGAUUCCUACUGAAUUUUAUUGAUUGGCUUAUUGAUGUUUUUGAAUUGAAACUGCAAUUUUGCAAAUAGCCUUGAAACCAUUUGAGAAAGGAUGGCAUAUGGACACUUGCUUCUUUCCUUUUCUAAUGCAAUUUAAUAUCCUAGCCAUCAAAGAUGAAUUUCUUGAUGUGCGCCUGUCUACCACCUUAGACCAUAACGUGCAGAAUGCAGCAGCCUACUCACGAAGGCUGAGAGCUGCCAGUGCCAUAUAAUUCCAGUAUACUGUACCAGUCACUGGGUUGGUUGCCCAAAGGCUUUUGAAUACAGAUCAAAGUGCUGGUUUUAACCUGUCAAGCUCUUAACGCCUUGGUGCCUACGUCUCUCUGCAGGGCCACCUGCUUCAUGGAGAACCAACCUGUUCAGUGUGUUCAGCCCAGAGGAGCAUGUAACUCCACCCCAAUGAGAUCUGAGGAGAGGGGGCAAGAACACAUUGCUUUCCCAGUUAUAUCCCUCUCCUGCCGAACACCAUGCCUAGGGAGAUCUGGAUGGCACCCUCCAUUGCAUUUUCUGGAGGACAGUCCAGACAAAGCUCUUCUGUAGUAGAAUGUUUGCUUUGCAAUAGUUCUGGAAAUGCUCAGAUGGCAGGGUUUGCUUUUGUUGUUGGGGUGGUGGUGGUAUGUCCCAUAUUUUAUGGAUUUUAUAUGUUGUAAACUGCUGGGGAUGUGUAUAAAGUUGGCAGUGUAUAAGUACCACAAAAUGAAUGAAUGAAUGAUGCCAAACGUAGACAAGAGACUCAUUUUUUAAACAAUACAGUAUCUGCUGCAGGCUAUAGGAACAGUG